This is a messenger RNA of Thalassophryne amazonica, 1007 nucleotides long. It is a transcript of the gene nts, whose product is annotated as neurotensin. The record is from RefSeq and is a predicted model, not a curated record. Gene Ontology annotation, cellular component: extracellular region. The transcript is spliced from 4 exons. Bases 258 to 728 code for a protein of 156 amino acids. Gene Ontology annotation, molecular function: neuropeptide hormone activity. NCBI's taxonomy places the organism in Eukaryota, Metazoa, Chordata, Actinopteri, Batrachoidiformes, Batrachoididae.
GACAGAUCCUCUGACAUCACUUUUGGGUUUUAUAUAAUGAGGGAAUCGAGCCCACUCUUUACCACAUACAAGCGGUCGUGAAGACAAGAAGAGGCAUCGUUUGGAACGGCAGCACAGAAGAGGAAGACGUGGCUGCAGCAUCAGCAUCAGCAUCCCUCUCUGUGUCUCACCCUGAACUUUAUGGACUAGGUUCAUUGUCAAGUCAGCUCUUUAGAAUUGGAUUUUUUUUAUUUUUGUUUGGUUCUUCUUUUCGGAGCAUGAUGCAGGCACAGUUGAUGUGUGUGCUUUUCCUUUGUUUCACAUGUGGUGGACUUUGUGCAGGUGUGGACCAGGAGCAGCGAGCGCUGGAAGAGGAUCUUAUCAGCAGCCUCUUCACAUCUAAGUUGAAACAGAAUAAGCAGAGUGCCCCCUACUGGCGUGUGUCACUGGCCAACCUGUGCAACCUGGUGAACAGCCUGCGUCAGGGGGCCUGGAGCAGCGAGGAUGAGGAGGAAGAAGAGCUGAGGGAGGGGAGCAUUCGGCUGCUGGAGGAGCUGUAUAGUCUGCGCCACAUCUGCCGGGCACUGCAGGGCCGAGAGGAGCAGCAGCCCCUUGACUCUGUUGAAUAUUCAGAGGAGAUUGCAGACACACCACCGAAACGAAAAUCACCCUACAUCCUGAAGAGACAAACAGUGCACAGCACAAAGUCCCGGAGGCCUUACAUCUUAAAACGAAGCAGAGGUUACUGACAACCAUCCCUAUGGAGGGGAUGCUGGAGUUUCGGUGACAACACACCAUAUGCUUUCUGUGGAUGUGAUUGUUUCCCUGCAGUAGUUUUUCUCUCUCUGUUCUGUCAAACCCUCUGUUGCUCAUCCAGCAAUGAGACCUGCUUGUUUUCAGCUCCUCAGAAUGCAGAAACAUCAAGUAAAAACAUGCAUCUGUGAAAGAACACAUUGUAUGUUAUUUCUUCACUGCACAGUAACUUUAUUUUCAUUCAGAAUGUGAUUAAAGAAUUCAUAAUACAAAAA